Messenger RNA from Culicoides brevitarsis, 524 nucleotides. RefSeq lists its product as uncharacterized. The transcript is spliced from 3 exons. NCBI's taxonomy places the organism in Eukaryota, Metazoa, Arthropoda, Insecta, Diptera, Ceratopogonidae. Bases 35 to 439 code for a protein of 134 amino acids. The record is from RefSeq and is a predicted model, not a curated record.
AAGACAUCAGUCAAAGAAAAAGUUUUAAGAAAAAAUGAAGCUUUUGGUAUUUUUGUUCUCCUUUGUAGUCUUAGCUGCAAUUCCAGCAUCUGAAGGCGGACAAUGUUUCAAUGAAAUGUCUUACCAAGUGGAGUGUAAAGGAUGUUUCUGCAAUGAAAAUGGAGAAAAAGUGUGUCACACUGGCUGUGAAAAUUCUUUCUUGUAUUCCAAAGGAGACGAAUCUUUCUUAAAAACCGUCACUCAACUUAAAUGCAAUUCCGAUUUCGCAUUUACACUAAACUGCUUGCACUGUUCUUGCUCGAAAGCCGGGUCCGUUAACUGCAAAGCCAUCGAAAACUGCACUGUUGAAGAUGAAACAAAAUUAAAACUCACUGUAUUUCCCCAAGGUGGACUUAAAAUCAAAUCCGAAACAAAACCUUGGAAAGGUCUUUUCUUGUAAAAACCCAAGAUGAAUAAAUUUGGUUCAUUAAUCAACGAAAUAAAAAUGCAAUAAACGUCAUCGUUGAUAACGAAAUGCUGUCUAG